Molecule: messenger RNA, 20099 nt
Organism: Porites evermanni
Lineage: Eukaryota; Metazoa; Cnidaria; Anthozoa; Scleractinia; Poritidae
Source: the annotation of a GenBank genome assembly
UUAGUUCCAAGCGAGAUCAUAGCACGAGGACCAAAAGCGCAGAAUGCGUAUGAAAAUGCUUUGAAGACAGGAAAAGUGAAUGUGUACCGAGCCCGAAUUAUGCUGAUAGGUCAAGAUCGCUCGGGAAAGACAAGUUUGAAGAAAUCCUUCUUAGGUCUGCCAUUUGACCCUGACGAAGAUAGUACUGACGGAAUUGAAGUUGACCCAUCCAAAUUCGAAGUCCAUAUCGAUCAAGUAAAGAACUGGAAACGCACGGAUGAAAAGCUAGGUGUGUCUCAGUUCGCUUCCAAACUUGCAAAGAUGGCGGCUAGAAGUAUCCAAAAAGAUGAGGACGAAAAAGAAGAAGGUGAGGAAAACAAUUACGAGGAGAACAAUAUAGACGAAGAUGACGAGGACAAGGACAAAGAAGAAGAAGAAGCAAAGGUGGAUCGAGUUCUACACACAAACAAACAGACAGAAAUGGGUCAGGUAGGUGAUCGAAAAGAAACCCAAAUUGAAACAAACAAACAAUAAAAGCAUGCAAAUAGAAUAUCUCGUACCGUAACAUACCACUAGCCUCCUCCACAGGCAACUCCUAUUAUAACGGUUCCCUCACCGUUCACUCCCCACUCUCACGCUUGGUCUCUGAAACAGGACUGUGAAGCCUUCGGAGGAGGCUAACAUACCACAUAAUCAAAAUUCGCUGGCAAGUGCAAAUUAGCUACUGUGGACUAGCACGGGAAUCAUCAAAGCCCUUCUGGAUUAUUAUUGCAUCUUUUAUAUGUGUAAAUAAAAAAGUAAAUAUACAGUUAUAAAAGUACUUUUGUUUUGAUUUAUCAUAUUUACUAACCUUGUAGUUUGGUUUUGACGCUCCUGGAGAACCUCAGGUGUUAAAGCAAGCAGUGGUAAACACACAAAUGAAUCAGGUCAGUUUGGUUGUAGCCUUACUAAUAAUGUAAAGAUUCAGAUAAGUUGGGUUUCAGUUUUACAUUUCACUAACCUUUCCAGAAUCUAUAGGAAAAUAACUUCACUGAGAUAAGUCUUUAGAAAGGGCAGGAGGAAAGAAGGAAAUUUUUGUGCUUUUGCAGAUCCAGUUUUUGUUUUUAUGCGAUUUUCUAGACAGGAGAACUUGUUUCUCCUGUUCUGGGGAAGGUUUAACUAAGUUAUAAGGCUUCCUUUUAUCAAGACGUUCGUCUAACACGUCAGUACAUAAGGGCGAAACAGGCGCCCUAGCUUCAGGGUAUUAACGCUCUGCUAGAAAAAAACACUCGCCUACCUGGGACAACUUUCUGUUUGCUUUUAAACCGUUCACACAUGAAGCGCCCGUAGCCGCCUGGUUGGACCUCAUACCACUUGUGACGUCAUCCGUUUUAACGGUCAUAGACAACUGUGGUACCUAACUUGUGCAGGAGAAAGAAAUCUUUCAAAUCAUACCCGAACAAGCACGUUUCAGUCAAAUGGGCAAGAGAAACACAACAACAAUAGCAACACGCAAUACAGUUGACCGUUGAAUUCCAAUGAAAAUCGCCCUUUACUUUCACGAUCCUGGGGGAUCUUACGGAAACUUUCUCUACCGAAAUGAAGCCUUGUCAAUUCCCAGCAAAGGGAAAAAGACGGGGGAGGGAAAGGGAAAAUGCGGGAAGGAGAGGAAGCGAAAGAUGAGGAGGCGGUGUCGCUUUUUGCCUUCUGUGCGUGUAAGAACGUUGGAAGUUGUGAUUGUGCUUGACGAACCAAAGCCAGCGUGGUGCUCGACUGGUUAACAACGUUCCGGGUAGUUUUGGUUCUUUUUGUUCGGUGGUGACCUGAAAAAGGCUCGACUAGCUUUUAACGGCGUUUUGUUUUAGGUGUAAGGUCACAGCUGAUUUUGAAGGUCCAAAGACGAGACUGGAACAGGUGUAACAAUAGAGCAUUUCUCUUUCAAGCUCUCACAGCGUACUGUAAGGCUUUCAGUUUUUGAGGAUUUAAACUGAGAUGAUGACUUCACGCAGUACGUCGGGUUGUAAAUCUGAUCUCAAGGCGUCUCAGUUGAAGUCUCAAGUCACUAGAAUAGCUUAUUUCAUGAUUCACACCUUUUCGUUUGUUAUUCAACAACUUUUAUUUAACGUACAACCCUCUUGAUGACCUAGCAGGGAAGAGUGGGGCUGAUGAAUUGAAUUCAUAACUAUUAAUUAGGGAUUUCUCUGUAUAAAUCCCUCGUUUGAGGGAUUUAUACAGAUAAAUCCCUCGACUGAGGGAUUUUAUACAAACAAACCCAAAAGCGAAAACGAUAAUGGAAAUAAAUUCUCAUAAUAGUUCUCGUUGCAAAUAAUUGCAAUGCAACUUUGCUGUUUCUGACGACAUAAAAUUCCUCCUUUAGACCAACAAUUUAAGAGCGACGGUCAGGAAAUAUCGACCAUCGAGUGGCAAGAGUUGAAAAAUCGAUUUCCUUCGUUUCUUGCCCAUACACAGCUUUUAGGUAGAUAAGUAAUCUGAUGUAAGUUGUUCUCGCAAAAAGUCUUUUAUUUUCGAGAAAAGUAAGAAUAUCAGUUGUCGUUGUCGGAGUCUCAAAAUGGCCGUAUUUUCAACCCGAAAUUUGCCAACAUCAACAGGCCUACUCUGGGACCUUAACUCGCCUUAACUCGCCCUAACUCGCGACUUGAGAUUAUGUUCAAAUUCCCUUAUCUCGCCUUAACUCGCAUUAUCUCGCACAAACUCGCCCAAUCUCGCCACUGCCAAGUGGAUACCAAUUUUAAUAUCUCAUCCUACUCUCAGUGCAAUUUCACAAUUACUCCAUAAAGGGAAGACGCCAAAGAAUACAAAUUUCAAAAGUUUAAAAGAUAGUGAUUUUUAAGGAAAACAGGGUUUUUACCUUUAAAAAAAUAUGUAAUUGACCAAUCCCAUCCUUCUGGAAUUUCCAAUAGCCUCUGUGGUAAGGGUAUUUCACCACUAAAGAUUCGAUGAGGUUUUUUCUUACUUAACAUUGUCAUGCCUUGGAGUCACAACUGGACUGUCCAUGGAACUACCAGGAACAGCCUGAACAUGCACUAACUCGUUGCCUAAUGAAAAGGCUUCAAUGCUAAGCAUGGCAGAAAUUCCAGAGGCAUGGGGUCACGGGGUCUAACAAAUCCCACAUUCACUGUUUGUGUUUUGGUCCACAAAGUAAGUGACAUUAAAUAAAAGCACUAACAGUGAAUCCACGAAAAAGUUUUCAUAAAAUAGUUUAAGUUUUAGUCUUACACUUCUACGCAAGACAAAGAAACACUCUAAAUUCAAGAUUGCUUUGAAUCUCUCAAUUGAAGAAAAAAAUAUUCUCCUAUGAUUUGUUUCUAAUUUUUGGCUUAAAAUAAGAAAUCUCGAAUUUAGAGUGAAAUACGAAAACAUAACACCAGAAUAUCAAAUUUUUAGUUUUAAGCUGGCUAAUGAUUUACAAAAAAAGUUUACUUGUAAUGGAAAGUUUAAUUACUUUGCAAAUAUAAUGCAUCCAAGCUGUUUAUGACAUAUGAAGAGUAGUAGCUUACGUAUCAUCUUAUAAUCUGAUGAAGCUUAAUGAGGAUUCCAGCUGACAAUCAUCAAUGAAAGGCUAGGAUGUAGCCAUAAUCGAGAAUCCUUUAAAUAGUCCACAUACUGAUUGCAGUCCAUAUUUCUUAUAAAUAAUUCUUAUAAAUAUUUACCUCGUAAUAGAAGAUCUGUACAUUGGUUCAACGUGACAUCCUGUAUGGCCUACAUUGUAUUCAGACUGGCAACCAUAACCCAGGCAUGAUUCAGAAGACUUGUUACAUUUAGCCCUUAACUGAAUAAAGGAUUGCUAAAGGUACAAUAUUUUGCAUCGAUAGCCAACUUCGUUCGCCAUCUUUGAAAUUACCCAGAAGAUACUGGUAACUCGUGUCUUCCCAGGGCCCUCUCGCUCAGCCUAUUGUCCUCGAUAUGCUUUCUGGGUAAUUUUCAAGAUGGACGGGAAAACUUCUGAAGAAAAGGAGGAGAACUCGUGCAAAACUUUUGAUGUUAAAUCGAGAAGUUUCAAAAUGUAUCACAUGCAGGUAAGCUAAGCUAAAGCCUUUUACCCUUGCAACGUUAACUCUAUAAAAGCCUUGUUGAUCCCAGUCCACUGGCAAGUUUUAGGUUGGAAGCUUCAAUGUGGCGUACGUGACAUAAAAACACGCACAAAACGCCUGAGCCGGUGAUCAUUUUGUAAAAAUGCGAAGCAGGAAAGUCAGGAAAGAUUCAUCAGUGACAACUCUUAAGAGUUUGGAAGACAAAGCCGAUAGUAGAGAGUGUUUUCUUGUUAAUCAAGUUAAAUAAGGUAUAGUCCUCUGCACAACUAUUAACACUUUCUGACAUUUUGUAAAAAAUAAGUAAGCCAAAACAGAAAAUAUGGUCAUUUAUUUUUUGCUGUUUUGCUAGGCUAAGAAUGAUCAAGAGUUUACUAUCAAGUUAACUUGAUCCUCCUUUCUUUUGUAGAAAUCAAGGUGUCUCUCACAGGAUUGUCCAAGUUUAAGGAGGGAGUUUCUAAAAUAUGGGAACUGCUGUCUUUGCGAAAAGGCAUCAGCCUUCAUUUGCAAGAAAUUAGAAUAGAUUAUCCGAGGAAACGAAAAGGCAAUCAUUUCUGGCAGUGAAAACAAACAAUUGAGCUGGACUCCAAGGGAAACCAUCAGUGAAGUGGAGAGAAUGGAUCAAAUGGAAGACUUAAAGAUAAGUCGUAAUUUUCAAGGAGAAAGAAAUUUCAUUUCAUUUCAAUAAAAUUGAUUGUGGCAUAAAAAUUUCCUCAGCUGAGUUGUAAUUCGUCAGCUUCCCCGGUUUUUUAUACUAGUUCUUUGAAGAACAUUGACACAGACUGCAAAAUUUUUUUUUUUUCAAUUCUGGAGUUAGUGAUAACAAUUGAUGACAUGUCAUGUGAUACCUAUUAUGCUCACCUGCCUAUUAAAACAUAGUGUUAUUGAUUUAAAAAAACAAAUAAAAUAAAAUAAAAUAUCAUACCUGUGCUUAUACUACAGCUACAUUUUUUUUUAUCAAUUCAUGAUUGUUUUGUUUUCAUUUUUUUUUCCUCACUACGGGUAAUUUAUUACUCUGCCAAAUAAUUAUAUAGCUUUAAUAAAUAAUAUAUGAUGAUGACACUGAUUAUUAUUAUGAUACAGCCACCAAAUGGUCUAGUUUGGAGUUUAAAUGCUAUAAAAUUAAUUAAGAACAGGACUCCAUAUCACCAGCAUAUCCAUACUUAAGCUUGUCCAAUUAGGAAAAUAUUUCAGUUAAUAAAUUUAAACAAGAUUUGGCUUCAUUCAACUUUGGAGCUCAUCUGAAAUUUUUGGUUUAAUUUUUUCGUACUUGGACAACAUGGAGCCUACCAUAUAUAUAAGACAUACAAAGAUUCCAAGGCAUCUUUAUAUUUAUGUCACUAAAGCAUAUUAUAAGAUGGAUCAUUUUCCCUUAACUCGCCUUAACUCGCACAAACUCGCAACUGAUAGGCGAGCUCAAUUUUUCCUUAUCUCGCCUUAACUCGCCUAAACUCGCAUUAGCUCGCACAAUCUCGCGGCGAGUUAAGGUCCCAGAGUAGGCCUAUCAACUCUCCUCGCAUUCGCAAAUAAAGCCGCAAGGGGAAAUUUGGACACUUUCCAUCAAUAGAACAACUCUUCUUCUUUCACUAGAAGAUACUUUCAAAGCAAUAUCAAGACUCGUUGAACUAACAUAAUUCAAAAACGAAGAACAGGUUUUAACGGUGACAAAAACUUUAAUUUAGUAGUUGUUUUCUGCGGCAUUAUUCUUCAUGUCGUAUAACUCCAAAUUUUCCCAGUCCUCGUUUAUUCACACAUUUAGACAUUCAACUAAAGCAUACCUGAGAAUUGGCUUGGGUUCUUUAAGUCAGCCUCCAAACGAAAGCAUCGAAGUCCGGUAAAUAUAGUAAAUCGUGACCAAAAUAACUUAUUUAACGGCUCCAAGUUUCCUCCAUUGUAAUGUAACAAGACGAAAUAUCUUCCUGUUCCGUCAUCCUUAGCGAAUUACCAUUGUUAAGGUCCCUAUUUUUCGAUAAAAAGUGAGUACCAGAAUGCUAGCGCGUUUGAUUUUUUCUUUUUCAAAAUACCGGUCGUACUGUCGGCAUCGAAAAUGUUACUCCUUCAAGAAUUGCGUUGUAUUACUACGCACGCCGUGAUCCGUGACUGUCAUUUUGACCGCUCCGUCUCUUCGAACGUACGUUAUGUCACGUGCAGUCACGGAACAGUUUGUCACGCAGAGUCGCCGGCUGGUAGAGUUCACUGUUUCAAAAUGGCUAAAAUUUAUGGUCGACCAUUUGUUUCAAAACAAGAAGACGCCCGAAGGCGUUUACGCGGGAUGUGUUGGUGUAAGAAAGAAUUGCCGUUAUGUUGAACGGCAAUGGAAAAUUGAGUAGUGUAUGCAACAAAUGUGUGCAGGAGAGACGGAGAUGUUCUGUUAAGGACUAAUACACUAGAAGAUGAGUUACACACAAGGGUUCCUUUGCUACUCAAAACAAAACUUACAUCAAUAUUACCACCAUAUAUGUUAAGAGUAUGGGAUAGUUCACUAAAAUUUGCAUUCCUUUACUAAUGUCCUCAAAAAAGGCACUUCCACAUUCAACAAUAACAUGUAAUGUAUCAUACUUCCAAUAACUACAGGGCUGCAAGGCUGUGCUCUAGGGAAGAUUUCAGAGAGCCCUUCGGACUCCCCAAGCAUUUUUAGCUGGGGUGCCCGGGCCUCCAAGUUGGUCGCCCAACUUAGUCACUUUCUAUUUAUUUAUCUACCUUAUCAAUCCUUUAAAUAGGUCAUCAAAAAAUGAAUUGACCCAUUUUUUGAUAAAUUGUCAGAAUGAAGAGCACUUUACUUUUCACCUACAGCACAAAUAUCCUGGUACGUUUGCUAACCAUAAAUAUGAACAACUCUCUUACCCAAAGAGUAUAUGUAUUGUGCCAUUUCUUAUUAAAGCUCUUUUCGGUUUAUGUUUGACAAUGAUGCUUAGCUCGUGUUGUGUUACGAAAAAUAUGGAGAUGUCUUUGUUAUUUUUAUUGUUUGUUGGAGCUAUUUCCCUCCUUUGAAUUUUAUCUCCGAUAGACGUCACUUUGCUCUUUAACGGUCUCGGUAUUUUCGACUACAUAAGCCGUGCUUGUUGAAGUAAAAGCGUGCACAGUCACUGUACGGUUGAUGUACUGCAUCGAUGAAUUAUUGAACUGACAAUAUGAACACCCCGAUCACAAACAAGCAACUAAGAGAAAUCUCACACCUAGAAUAUUUAUUUAUUUCAAGACAAGUCGUGGAAAUCGCCUGUUAAUUCAUGGAGAGCUUUGUCAACGCACGUUAAAACAGGACGUACUGAAGCAAAGACCUUCCUCGCUAGCUUCUUAGGACGUUUGUGUGGACUGCGUUGCUAUCGUAAGUCUAGUUAACUCAUAAUCGGCGGGCAAAACACUCUCUUUGACUUAACAAGAGAUAUAUUUGGAAUAGUAAAACGAAAAUCGUAAAUAGACCGACACAGCAAAGGUACAGAAAGUUUUAUCGGCAGAACAAAUCGCUUUCCGCUGCUGUUCAACUGUCACGUCCUUGUUGAACUGAUAGCAUCACGUGCGUUCGGAAGCUUGAUAAUAUAGUAUGAAGCGAUGCAUCAUGGGAUAUAUGAAAUUCCCCCCUUUCUCUUACCCCAAAAAUCCGAAAAUGUGCGGCCCCAUUCUAGUAACUCUUUUGAAAAUGCAACCCCAUUAUAGUCAAUCCAGUCGUGAAAAUGCGACCCUAUCCACCGGCAUUUCUCCCCAUUAGCCUCUUAUAAGGAAGUGCCCCUCCCCCCCCGGGCCGCCCCAAAACUAUUCUCUCUUUUGGAUAGAUCAUCUUGUUGUAAAGUCGUCGUUUACGCGCAUAAACGGAAGUAUUUUCUUUCUAUAUUAUCGGUGAAAUGUUCAGGACAAAUGUGGAUUCGGUUAGCUUUCCGGUAUUUAUUUUUAGUACGUAAUACGUAAUGCCUUGUCACGACACGAAAGACAAUGCGGGAUUUUAUAGAUUUAUACCCCCUUUAUACCCGAUUCUAGAACAAUCACAAGAAUAGUCGUCUCUUUUCUUUUUUAUACAUCGUAUUUUACUGGAAUAACAAUCUUAGUUAUGUUUUAGCCUCGCAGACACAGCAGUAAAAAUAUUUAACUAACAGAAAAGACCGACUCCCGUGCUUCUUCAGCGAUUUUUCAAAAAAAAAAAAAAACUAUUGUUUUGCGUCGCCUACCGUGCUUUACGCCUGUCCGAGCAAAAGUAACAAUUUGUUUAGAAAACUAACUGAUGAAUCAUCCUAAUUUUGAAGGAAAAAUUUCAAUGUUACUAUCACUGUGCAGCUUGUCACGUUCAUAGUCAAGGAUUAUGUUACAUGUGAAUUCACGUGAAACGACCUUUGAACAUCAAUACAACGCGUGCCUGCUGCCCGAUUUAACAACAUUUUCUUAAAGCUUUUUGAUAGACAUGCUACUUGUUGCUACUUACAAGUCGACUUCAAGAGUUUCGUAGCGAGCUGAGCGUUCUUUUUAAGCCGUGAAGCCACCGAGCGAGCUACGAUUUCGCAAGAAAUAAAUUCUAGACAUUCUUAGCUGUUUGACUGUAAAUCAACAUAAAAGAAACCAACACCAGCAAGUCGCCCGGCUGGGCCACCUAGACAAUAUUUUCAGUCGCCCGAGGCCAAGUCUUGCCGUGCGCCGUUAGAUCUAGUGCACAGCCUUCACUCGUCGUCCUCCUAGAGCUACGCUGUAAUCUUACUUUUCCCUUCUUUGUUUUCUGCUUGUGCAAUCCAACCUGACUUGCACGUGAUUCGAAGUUGCAGCCAAUAAAAAUCACACAAUUUUUCCGGGACGGGCUCGGGAUACGGGAAAGUUAAAAAAACAAGGCAAUUUUUGACUCCCAAGACGACGAAAGGAAUGCGCUACCGAAUUUUUAACGCUGGCUGACGACGUCAUCCCGCGUAAUUAUGACACGAUAUACGUGCGGUUUUUUCCCACGUAUACUUGCAAUCAUUCCUGCUACACGAUAUACGUGCGUUUUUUUGUCACGUAUACUUGCGUUUUAUUCCAAAGUAUAUGACCAUUUUCUUACAAACGCGCAUAAAACAAGCAUGUGGUAUGUGGGGUCACAGAAGGUCGUCGUAUAAGAUGCACCGAAUUAUACCGUCAGCAAAAAAACCCCUUCAUGUACGAUGGGGCUGAAAAGUAACUUCAGUUUGAAUCAAGCAUGGCCGCAAUGCCCGCGUUAAUUUCGAGCAAGAUUUGGUUCUUAUUCAUUGCCCUUACAGUAGUGGUGGUUGUUGGCUCCCCGACAACGGAUUUGUUGGAAUCCGUGGAUUGUCUCUUGACAGACUGUGUACGCUAUUUCACAAAUGCUGACCGAAACAACGAUCGAUUCAGUUAGAAAUUAGCGUCCGACAGGCAAAACACGACUCAUAAGCUCUUGAUAAUGUGAAACAUGACCUUGAGAGUCUGCUUGAACAGAUUGGUUUUUCUUCUUUUCUCUCUCGCGCGCGAAUUAUCACCUUUCGCCUCCAAGAACACGUUCUAAGCCUUCUAGUCUCGACACAGGUAACCCAGGCUCUGUGAUAAUACCACUGUACGGUUCCAGUUAAAUUACAGUGUUUGUAUGGGGUAAAAAUAUCAUCCUAAAAUUUCUAGGAAAUACUAAAUAAAGAUCAAUAAAACUUACUCUGCAGUUAAUUGUUGUUGUCCUUAUUGCUCCAACGAAGUUUCGUGAUAAUUUGCAGCAAUUUGUUUAAAUUCACUCUAUCUACAAUAAUAUUAUACAAGGUAGGAAACACGAGGUGCCAUUUUCGCCGACAUGCUCUCAUUCAACACAACUUUUUCAAAGAAAUUCGAACUCCAACGUAAAAUAAACAUGCUAGGAUCGUAGAAAUAGGAUAGCAGCAGAUAUAGAAACCAAUGAAACUUUCCCAGAUAGAGAAAUGAAUCCCACAGACUUUGACAAACUCGAAGAAUAUAAUCCAAACAGACCGAGAAUACGCUCGCCGAAACAGCCGGGCCAGAUCAACGCGCGGCCAAGAAAAUGAGGCCUGGGCACUGUACAAAAAAAAAUCAUCCCGGGAGUCCUGAGGUGACCUUUCUGGGCACCGAUACAUCAUUUGCCCAAAGCCACCCUACCCUGCUGAAAAAAUACUUAGUAGAAGGCAAUUGUUCUUCCUAGCCGUACCACCCUGGCCUGUUAUAAAGAGAUUAUGUACCUCUAGAACUAUAUUCAGCGCCUGGCGCUGGUCCUCAGAAAGUUUAUCAAACAUCGAUAGGGCAAGGUUAUAAGGGCAAAGGAAAGAACAACGGAGGAGGAUUUGCAAAACUUAAAACGAGCAAAAGAUAUAAGUGAAUUUUGGCUCUUACCGAGGCAUUUGUACAACAGGACCAAAUUCAAAGAGAGGUGUAUCACGAUGAUUCACAUAUUUAACCGAUAGAGCGUUCACUUGUAUUGACAAGAAGUCGGCGUGUCACUGCCGCAUUAAUCGCUAAAUAUGUUAAUCGCGCUAGUUCUUUGUUUACUGGUGCACGUGCCUUUCACAUUCGUCUCAGUUACACUCUUUUUUUUAUAUAAGAAUAUAUUUUAUAAGAAUAUCGAGGCUGAAAUUUGCGAAAUAUUAAAAUAUUUUAAGAAUAAAGCUAAGGCUGAGAUUUUGAAAAGGAUAGAUAUAAUUUUGUGUGUUGAAACGUCUGUAAAUACAAUACAAUUUUAUGUUUUUCACUUAACCGUAUAAAAUUAUUCCUUUCUCUGAACGGCGAAACUAGCCAACAAAACGAAAAAACCUGCACUAGCUACAGCAAAAUGUUCGACUCUAAUGACAGUUCGAUGAACGGUACAUGUAAUAUAUAUUCAUAUACCCCAAUAAAGUCUGAAACGGAAAUGUCAUAAGGUAUAAUUUAAGAAUAAUACAAGAAUAUUUUCAGCCUAAAAUCGGCGGAAAAAUAAGAAUAUUCAGCCUGGGCCGGAAAAACAACAUUCUUAUAUAAAAAAAAAAGAGUGUAUCGCAAUUCAUAUUCUGUCGCAAUUUUCUGUAUAAUUUUUGACAUUAGUUUGUAAGCUUCACCGUCUAUUUACGAUAGUUUCGCUGGAGAGUUCACAGCAACAGUAUCUCAGUCCUCAUCUACCUUUUGUUCAACCUUGUUUUUAGCCCGCCUUGCAGGUAUUUCGCGUUGUUAUUUCAUUAGUUUCAUUACUGUUAUUUGCAUUCCUUAGUAAAAGAAAUGGGGCGCCUUGUAACACCGCAGACUCUCCUGAUUAUAUUAAUUUUUUUUUAGCAAUUUAAAUUUAGGCGCGUGUGCGGGGUUUGCUCUGGCAAAUAGUGUUGGCUAGGAAGAACAAUCGCCUUCUACUAAGUAGUUUUUCAGCAGAGUAGGGUGGCUUUGGGCAAAUGAUGUAUCGGUGCCCAGAAAGGUCACCUCAGGACUCCCGGGAUGAUUUUUUUUUGUACAGUGCCCAGGCCUCAUUUUCUUGGCAGCGCGUUGAUCUGGCCCGGCUGCUUCGGCGAGCGUAUUCUCGGUCUGUUUGGAUUAUAUUCUUAGAGUUUGUCAAAGUCUGUGGGAUUCGUUUCUCUAUCUGGGAAAGUUUCAUUGGUUUCUAUAUCUGCUGCUAUCCUAUUUCUACGAUCCUAGCAUGUUUAUUUUCCGUUGGAGUUCGAAUUUCUUCGAAAAAGUUGUGUUGAAUGAGAGCAUAUCGGCGAAAAUGGCACCUCGUGUUUCCUACCUUGUAUAUUAUUAUUGUAGAUAGAGUGAAUUAAAACAAAUUACUGCAAAUUAUCACGAAACUUCGUUGGAGGAAUAAGGACAACAACAAUUAACUGCAGAGUAAGUUUUAUUGAUCUUUAUUUAGUAUUUCCUAGAAAUUUUAGGAUGAUAUUUUUACCCCAUACAAACAAUGUAACUUUACUGGAACCGUACAGUGGUACUAUCACAGAGCCUGGGUUACCUGUGGUCUCGAAGCUUUUUAUUAUUUCCCUGGUAUUGUCACUGUGAAAUUAUCGGAAGGUGGACGGAGAGAAAGGAAUCACGAGGAGGUGAAAUUAACACUAAAAGUACCAAUAGAUUGAGCAAGAGCAAGUUGAACGUAUUUUACAGGGAGUCCAUAGAAUUUGCUAUUAGUUAUUUGGAAGGAUAGCUUAUGUACACAAUUACCGCCGGCCUACCAUGAAAAUUCCUGAACUUCGAUGGUGCCUUACAGAGAUUUCCUUCAAUAACCCAAGCCAAUUCCCAGGUAUGUUUUAAAUGAAUGUCUAAAUGUGUGAUUUUAAUAACAAGAAGAAAAUUUGGAGUUAUACCACAUGUUAAAUAUUGCUGUCGAAAAUGAGUAACGAACUUAAGUUUUUGUUAUCCUGAAAACCUAUCCCUCAUUUUUCAAUUAUUUCAGUACGACGAGCUUCGCUAUUGCCCUGAAAGUAUCUUCUAGUGGAAGAAAAAGAAUUUUUCUGCUCAUGGAAAGUGUCCAAAUUUCUCCAUGCGGCUUCGUUUGCGAACGCGAGGAAAGUUAAUGUUAGCGAAUUUCAGGUUAAAAACUACGGCAGUCUGAGACUCCGACAUCGAAAACGGAUCCUCUAAUUUUUCUCACAUAUAAAAGACUUUUGGCAGGAACAAUCUAGUUUAGGUUUCUUAUCUACCUAAAAGCUAACUAUGAACAAAAAAUGAAAGAAAUUGAUUUUUCAACUCUUGCCACGAAAUUAAGAUUUUGCUCGAUUUUUCCUGACCGUCGCUCUUAAACUUCGACGACGAAUUUGCUGAGCCAAUAAUUACGUUCGUCUCUGUCAGUGAUAUUAAAAAUCUCAGGAUUGGGGAACUGUCUCACUGUCUCCAAUGACUUGGAUCAAAUCAUUGCGUUCCUCCGCCCAUUCAGACCAGACACGGACUGCCCGCGAUGUGUUUAUUCGUGUAUUUUGCGGUAUUCGAGAUGCCUUCCUCUUUUCAAGUUCUUCAUCGUCAACAAUAACAAUCAUUAGCUAAUCAUUCUACGCUCUGCUGAAGUUUUCCGUGGGUCUGUCUUUCCUUCCCAUGCUAAAAUUAGGUUCUAAUACUUCUUGCGAAAAACAAUUUUGUGUCAGAAAAAGCUCUUCGCCGCUGUCCAUGAACUCCAUGAUAACACGAAAGCAUGGACCAGCCCACUAAAUAAUCGAACACGCCGAUAAAAUGGUCAAAACAACAACAAAGAAACCAAAAAAUACAAAGCAAACUUCCUUGAGGACGCCACAAAACGUUAUUCAAAACCUUGUCAAAAUCUCACAAUUUUGUAGAUAGGUGAGGUAACAUGCGGCGGGUCACCCCACCUAUCACGUAAACGUGAUCGAUUAAAAUGAGAGAUUAUAUGGACAGGCGGGUUACCCCACCUAAGCGAGUCAGCUCACCUACCUGGGGUCCCCCACCUCCAUGUAAAGAGGCCCUAACUCUCGUAAAAACGAUUGCUUCUAUCAGGAAAAAGUGCGCAUGAGAAUACAGUUACCGUACGGGUUGUCCCACCGUGCAGAUAUCAAUGUUGAAAUCAGUCGUGUAUGUAAGGUCCUUUUCUUCUGGAAGACCUACAUUGAAUGGAAAGACCGUCGCUUGCAUAACUCUCCAACAUACAUAUUUUAAUGCAUUUGAAAAAGUUGCUUGUUACCCAGUUUAUUAAACGUUUUAAAACAUUUUUCAGGGCACAUCCGGCAAAGACAAAAAAGAUGCAAAAACGGGCAUCCCAACUGAAUUAAAUAUCGACCCUACUUUGCCUCCGAAGGAAUUUACAGAUCAUCUUGUUCAACUUCUGAAAGGUUUAAAUCUUCAGAGUGAUGCCACAUCAAUUGAACAUGACAUCACCCUUGAUCUCUGGGACUUCGCUGGUCAACAUCUUUACUAUGCGUCGUACCCAGUUUUUUUAUCGACACGAGCAGUUUAUAUGUUGGUGUAUGAUCUCAGCAAAGGAUUAAAGGAAACUGCUCAGCCAUGUUUCCGACAAGGAACUUUGAAACUUCAUCUCACUAAUCCAAACAAGGAAACGAAUAUGGAACAUUUAUUAUCGUGGCUAGUUUCCAUCAGUAAUAUGCAUUUAUUACAACAACCAGAAGUGAAUGAAGGGGAAAACCUGCCCUAUGUUCGCCCUCCAGUAUUCAUUGUGGGAACACAUGCGGAUAAACCACAUCAGGAUGUCAAGGAGAUUGAAUUGCAGAUUCAGAGGAAGAUAGUUGGUAAGGACUUCGAUUGUCACGUGAUUCGCCCUUUCUUCUCGGUCGAUAAUACGCAAGGAUCAUCUGAUGAGGGAGUAAUCGAACUUCAGAAACGAUUGAUUGAAGUUUUGGGGCAGGAGCCAUACAUGGGUGAGGAGAGACCAGUACGGUAAGUUGAAAGAGAAACGCUGAAUUGGUAACUGCGGGUCAGGCCCUAGUUGUUUAAAAGGUGGAUAGCGCUAUCCACUGGUUAAAUCUCUGUCCACCGGAUAGCGCAAUUGUUUUCUCCAAUAUUUUUCCACUGGAUAGUGAUUUAUCCUUUGGAUAGUGCUAUCCAACGUUUGAACAACCCCAGGCCUGGUGAAUAUUAUUCCAUACUGAACAGUUGAGGACUCUAAAAAGUUUAGCAGAAGCUCAUAACUUAAACAAAAGGAGAGAUUCGCUGAGGCAUAAAAUGCUAAAUGGAACAGAAAAUUAUUGAAUGGUCAUUAUCACGGUUGAGCGGUAGAAGGGGGCGUCUUUGGUCUGGAACACCACGGGACCCACUCGAGACACCGGGAGGUACCCCAUAAUAGACCCGGACAGACGCAGACCCCCACGGAAAAACCUAAAUUUCAAAAAAAGCCAAAUAUAGAACGUCCAUGUAAAAACUAGAAAGCUAACAUUUCGUCAAUGAAUCAAUAAAUAUGUUUUGACUGUAACCGGAAAAAGGGAGAUUUUAUUAAAUUGACGAAUUCACUCUACUUAGAAGAGUAAUAAUGGGGAGUAAUGGUAUUCACCCUCCGAGGAUCAUAUCCUGGGUCGAUGCCAUAAGUGGGUUCAGUUUGCAGUUACUUCUCUUCCUUGCUCCGAAAGGUUUUUUGGCCGGAUACUCUGGUUUCCCCUUUAGUCCCCUUUCCUAACAAAUUAAUUUUAAUGAUUUCUUAUGCAACAGAUUGAGGAAAUUUUUGAGAUGAAACUUUCAUCAAAACCGAGUUUGUUUUCCGAUGAAAUCUGUUUUGCCAUUUAUUCGGAAAUUACACCCUCUGAGGUAUUUUUAAAUAAGUCCUUUUUAUUCUCCGUCUUAUCGUUUUCCACUCCUUUUCCUCCGCUCAGGUUACGUCAUUCUCUAAAAUAAUGAAUACCUUACCCUACUUGCAGUAGUAUGUUUUACGUUAACUCAAACUUCAAACUCUAUAAACUUAUUUUGGCUUUAUGCGCUGAAUAGGCUUCCUACCUUAUUUGGCCUGUUAUGUUAGCUUGGAUUUUUUCACAAACACCUAAGUUGUGCCUUAAGCAAUAGCUUUACGCUGUAUGUCUAUAUUUGCUUUCCAGGUGGUUCAACUUCGAGAAAGUUGUCCAAAUUCUGGUUUCCAAAGGAGUGCACUAUUUAGACCUCGAAGAACUUCAAGAGAUUGUGCAGAAAGUGUGUUUCAUUGAAGAAGAGGAUGAAGCUGGCACUAUGUUGGAUUUCUAUCAUGACCUCGGCAUGAUUGUCAGACAUCGCAACACCAUUGUACUUCAAGCUCAAUGGCUUAUUGAGGUUUUUAAACAGCUCAUCACCAUUCGUUCCUUUAAUGACAUGGUAAGGAGCAAAAACUUCAAGUCCAUAAUCAUAGCCCUGUUUAGUUUAAUCCUCUGAAGUUCAAGCAAUUCCCUAACCCCACUGUGGUACACUCACUAAAGGGGAGCGGUUGGGGUGGGGGUAGGGGUGAGUUUAAAUAUGUGAAACGAUUUUUGCAUAAUGGGUUAUGAUUUUAAAGAAAAAAGAACGAAAACAUGAAUAGGAACCUGCCGACGGAUAUUAGUAAGGUAAAAACAGGCAAAAUGUUCAUAUAACGUUUUUUUUGGAAACUUGAGCAAACGCCUUGUUGUAGGUUUGAGCCAUUGACCGAAAGUCAAGCGACUAAGCCACGAUUCGAGCCCCAACGUGUCGAUGGUGUCGGAAGCUACCGUAAAAUUCCGAAAAUAAGCCCCUCUAAAUAUAAGCCCCCCAUAAUCGUAACGCAAAAAACCGUCCGGUAAAUCGCCCCUCCGAAUAUAAGCCCCCCGGCGGCUUGUACUCGGAAUUUGCCUUCAAAUACAAAGUAAAACAAGACGCUACGGAGCGUACACUUCGGCGUCGUUGUUGUGGAACUGAUUAGUUGUAAAUGCGGAGGAAUAGUAAGAAAUGAAAUAUGGUAAGAGUAAGGUGUUAAUUUGUAAAAUGACAGGAUUUGUCAGGAUAUUCUGAAAAGAGCAACAUCCAAAAGGCCUAAUUGCCAAAAACUAGCAUUUCCGGACAUAUUGUCUGUGAGAUAUUAGCCCAGUUAUGCCCUAUGACUCCAUACAAAUCCUUCUAAAUUUGACUUGGGUCUAAACGUUUAGUCUUAAGUCAAAUAUGAGGUUACUAGCGGUGAAUAACAAGUCUAACGAAACAAACAGUGAAAAAAGAAUUCUCUUUUUUUUUUAGUCACAUCAGGCUUCAAAAACAGCAUAGCAGUCUCAUGUACUGAUUAAAGAUAUGUAAGGCGUGGUUAAGGAGUCAAUUACGUUGAGCAUAGAAUGGGCUAAAACUCAAUGUUACGAGUUUGAAUGUUUUGAGGAUAAUUAUUCACUGACUAUCAGCACGCGGGGAUGUCGGAUUAACAGAAGGAAGUUUAAUACCAAAGCAACAUAGCCUUUACAGAGCUUUAAAACACGGCAUCCGCCAACACAAACUUGACUUGAACUUAAGUAGAACGAAACAGCCUCUGCAAAUAAUAACAAACUCUCACUUGAACUUCAGAUAUCUUAUGGCUUCCGCUAACACGUAAACACAGAACUUGAAAAUCGACCUUCGUCACACUUGACUAAACACAGCAGUCCAGCUCGUGGGAAAAAACUUAGGCCCGGUUCAGACGCCGCUCCACUCAUGUGUCAAACCUAACUGAUGAAUUAAGUACGGCAAAAGAGCGGCGUCUGAAUCAAUUUAGUACGGCAGUUUUAGUUUGGUGCGGCAAAAGCGUUAAGUUCGACAGAGUCUGUCGAACUUUUGUCGAACUUAACUUAGGCUCGACACACGGUGCGCCGUCUGAAUCAGAUGUCGCACCAGUGUCGCUCCAAAGUCGAACUUAUUCAGUUAGGUCCAGGCCUUAGUUCGUCAAAAGAACUCGCUUGGAACUUGUAUACCGUUUGACAUAAGGUUCUAUAAAAUACUAAACAGGGGAAUAGGAGUAGCUUUUCGACAUAUUUUAUGAUUUCAGUUGAUGAUGCAAAUCUGGUGACUCAUGCUGAAAUGUAAACCUGCCCUAAUUAAUUAUUCAUGAAUAAUCCAAAAAACGUAAAGAACGUUCGAGAAAGUCAUGCAACGCAUGAAAGCAAUUAUGCUACGUAACACGCAAAAAAGACAAAAUGUCUUUGUGCAGCAUUUUGUAACUUUAAAUUCAUCAUAAAACAGUUCGAAAGGAGGGCUCACUCGUGUAAUAUUUUUUAACACUGUACUCGAAGAGAAAUUUCGUGUCUCUGCGCGGGCACGUAAUAUCGUCUAUUUAUUCAUCGAGUAAAUUAAAGACUGAACUCCGAAUUUAAGCCCCUCCAAAAAUAUGCCCGUCAAAAAGGGCCUUUGAAAAAUAUAAGCCCCGGGCUUAUUUUCGGAAUUUUACGGUAUUUCAAAUGCGGUUUACUCCAUUCUUAACAUUUUUAGGACGGACCAAUUUUACCUUUUUACCUUUUCCAAUUCAUAGACGGCUUCAGCUUCUCCACUAUUACAAUCUAUAGCAGCAAUAUAGAUAAAUUUGCAUUACUGUUAUCUCAAGACAUAUCAGUGCUUUUUCUAACCUUAAACAUUUUAUUUUGCACCGUUUAUUUGUGUUGGACGUAGCUGCGUGCAUUGCAGUUUGUCGGUCGCUCAAUAUUGGUGCUGUUUCUAACAAUUAACUACUUAUGUUUUAUCCACUUUUAGUUGUUUUAUGUCUACAACACGCCCAUUUACACACACCCUCUCUCCCUUCUUUCUUACCCACUACUUCAGUUGAGACUUAGGAACCCUUUCAUUAGGGUUCCCAUACUUUAAACACCUGUAAUACCACAAAGGUUGCUGGGUGAAUGUACUGUUAUAAAAGUUUUUUUAACACAAAGCAAGGACAUAAUUAAUAAGAUGAAUUUCUAGCCACUUCAGAACACCUUAAUUUCAUACCCAGCUGCAGUAUGAUCGCGCUUCCAAGUGAGGAGUAGCUCCCUUUAGUAAAUAUUUUAAAGUAUUAUCUUAAGUUCCCUGCUAGCGGGGUCUCUCAAGGGGAGAAAAAAUUGAGAGAAUGGAAAGAGACCUCUUCCGGAUCCCGGUGAGUUGUUUAAUGUAGCCGCGCCGACAAGAUUUAUGGUUGAAACUGAUUGGUUUUCUCGUGUGGAAUGCGCGUGCCUGUUGAGACUGUGCGCUUGAAAUUUCUGAGCCAACAGUUUUUAUGGCCUUUCAUGAAAUCUGCGUUUUCAUAACUUUCGCAUUUCAAUCAGGCUAUAAAAACAUCCUUUUCUUAGCAAAGCGAUGAAAAUGUAAAAAAUAACAUCACCGCAAGAAAAAUCAUGCACACCUAAAAGGAUGUGAUAUUUUUGCGUAUUUUCCGAGGCGCAAACCGGUUCUGUAAGUUGUGUCGCACGUGACUACUAAAACGUCAUGUUUGUUAAGCAAAGCCAGCGCAUGUGCAUUUUCCGCUUCCCUUAUAGACCUGCUAGCAGCAACAAUCUUAAGGUUCUAAAUUUUAUGUGUAAUCUAUUUGUUAACGUUUAUCUUAUAUAUUUCUGGUCUUAUACAUAACUUUCACGUUUACCUUUGUCACAAUCUAUAAACAUUGAGGUUAACCCAUUGACAAUUGAUAGGCCCUGAGGAAACCACGAUUGCUCUCCCGCUUGUGAAGUCACCGCUGUCUACGUUGAAUGGUGAUCUUCGUGCAAUGAACACUCAAAGUUUUGCUUUUUGCUAAUUCCCCAAACAAACCAAAACGUUUGCAUAUUCGCGUCUGAAACGAACAACUUAGUUUCAGUUAAAAUUGAAAACAUAGUAUUGAAUAAUUUUCCUUUUUUGUCCAGGUCAGAUGGCGACUUCUUAUGCAAAUGUCUUGAAAUUCCAGUGAGUGCUAAGCCCAGCCAAUAGCUUUUAUGCUCUUGGGGCCCAAAAGAGAAAUAAAGAUUCUUUAAUUUUAAAUGAUUCUUUAUCAUGUUUUUUAUUUUAAUAACUUUAAUUCGGUCUAUUCGUUAUUGGUAGGAUCCAAAGCAUUCUAAACUGUGGAAAGAAAUGGAAGCAACAGGUGCUCUCAAAAUGGAACUUGUUGAUUACGUAUUUUCCAAGUUUUGUGAGGAAGACAGUGUCAAGGAAGAUAUACUGAACAUGAUGGAGCAGUUCGGAUUGAUCGUCAAGUUUGCCCCCUCACCCAAAGAUAAAAUGUACUUUGUACCCUGUCAACUUAAGACGCCACCUGGACGCAUUUGCAAAGUGGAGCCAUCGCCUUCAGAUCCGUGCCCACUGUACCUACGCUUUUUGGCAGGAUUUGUUCCUCGCGGUCUUUUCUGUCAGCUUAUGUCACAAUUAACAAGAUGGUGCUCUGAGAGUGGAUUCGAGCAGAAGCCACAUUUUUUCGAUGGAGCAUCUCGGUUUUUCAUUGAGAAGGAGCCCUUUCAUCAGUUAAUCCUUCUGUGCAAGAAAAGAGUCAUAAAGAUCAUCUUAAAGAAGCAAAAAAAGCAAGACUACCUUGAAGCAAACAAAGCACCAAUUCCUGAAAGUAACGACGUGGCAGUGGCUGUGCGAGAGUUUUUGGAAGAGGCAAUGCAGUCACUAAUACGGGGGUUGCCCUGUUGGAAUAACCUGGCGUAUGACUUCAGUAUCGCAUGUCCUGAAUGUAUGCAAGAGAGGGAAGAGUGUUCUGACCACGGUCAGGUCUGUUGUACUCACGAGGACUGUCUGUGCCUUCUAAGCAUUCUGAAAGGAGGGACACCUAGCCAGUGCCAAAACAGUCUUGAGACGCCGACACUACCUGGACUGAGAAAAUGGUUCUCUUUCAAAGGUAACUACAUU